This is a messenger RNA of Symbiodinium sp. CCMP2592, 3957 nucleotides long. NCBI's taxonomy places the organism in Eukaryota, Dinophyceae, Suessiales, Symbiodiniaceae. The record is from the annotation of a GenBank genome assembly.
AUGGCUGAUACGGCCAAUCAAAAAGAGGCUCAACUGAAGUGGGCCCGUUUGCGCUCGAAGUGGCAGCAGGCAUGCAAGCUGCCUGGCCAUGGGACUUGGCUGGAUGUGAAGCUCGCACCUUGGGGUGUUGGGUGCAAAGCUUGCAAAGCAGCUGGACUCACAGGCAGCCUUGCCCAGUACGGGGUGAGGACGACAGCUGGCCUCCAGAUGCAGAACUUCUUGAAGCAUCAGAAGAGCGCAAGCCACAAGGAGGCAGUGUCACAGUUUGUGGGCGGUUCCAGCUCCACUGCAGUUGGAGCUCCCCCACCUCAGAGCUUUCAAGCACUUAUAGACGAGAUUUCGGCUGGAAGGCCUCCUGGCUGCAGAAAGAACAGGCAAAUGACUUUUUGCUUGGCUGAAGCCGCAAAAGCUCUAGACCAGGACUUCGUGGCCAAGGCUUCAAAGGUGUGUCUUUUCAGAGACGAGCGAAAAGGACGGUUGCUGCUCAGAUUCCGGGCUGUUGACAAAAACCUGCUUGUCCGAAGUGGCACCAUGGGGUUGGCUAUCCAGCCAGGCACAGGGGCGAGGAACAUUACUGAAGCGACUCGAAAGAUCAUGAAACGAUUUUGCACACGCUUCGCAGGCUGCCCCAACUCAUCACGCAAAGACAAGAAGGCAAAACCUUUCCUGAAAGUGAAACUCUUCAAGCACCUUACAGAGUCUGUUACUUGCAUCGCAGUUGACGCCGCCGCAGAUGAAGUUCUGAGCUCUGAGCUCAUGCGUGCUUCGGCGUGGAACGGCAGCCAACAGAAGCUGACUCCCAAUCUUCGCUUCGUGGUUCGUGACAAGGCACACGCCAGUCGCCGAAUUACGUCUCGUCCUUGGAGUGCGGAUGAUGUGCUUAAAGAUGUUAUGCAGUUCAUGUGCGGCGGCCGGCAUUCUAUUGCUAAGUUGCUUCAAUUUAGCGAAGAAAUCAAGCGUAUAUUCGUGGAAUUUACAACGAGCACCGACACGGUGCUAAAGCGGGCAGUCUCCGAUUUUCGUGCUGCUGCACAUCGCUUCGAAUCACACGCUAAACCACUUGGCCGCACAUGCCUCUACAUUCAUGCUUGUAUCAGAACAGCUCUGCGCCUUACCAAGACUCGCAGCGACGCAAGUGGGCAAAAGGCAAAGGCAUGGCUCUUGUGGCUGUCGGAAGAACGGGCUCUUCUGGCAGCGAUGUUGGCUGAUGCGGCCGACUCGUCCAUUCGGCUGACUCGGCUGAUGGACACUGAGAGCGUUGAUCCGGCCAUGCUGUGCCGCGAGGUGUCUUUGUAUAUGUCUUCUGUGAAGGGACUGUUCCUGCAUGGUGCUUGCUUUACGGAAUUUGGCUUUACAUCGACGAUGUUGGAGACACUGAAAACACCCAUCGUUUUUCAGUUGGGUUCUGAAACGAAAAGCUUUGGUGACAGCAGCGGUGUGCCCGAGGAGAUCAAAAAGCGGUGCCUGGCCAGGAUGCAAGCAUGGCUUAAACUUGCUGAAGCGGCGGUAGCUGCGGAAUUUCCUUCCUUCGAGAUUGCUCAGGCUUUCGACGUGUUCGACCUCAGCGGUGGCUCUCACAACGCCGACGAGAAGCUCCAGCGGGUCGCCAAAGCCUGCAACCUGGACGAGCAGGCGCUGAAAGCACAGUGGCGGGAUGUUUAUCCACGCGCCGAGAGGCUUCUGAAACAGAGCACGGACAUGAAUGCCAAGAACAAAGAUGCAUGGGCCUUGGCUUUGGACCGUUUAUGCCAACAUCACUAUACGAAAGGCCAACACCCGGUCGAAAUCCUCAGAGAAGCAUUGAUCCAGUACUUUUCUUUUGGGGCCAGCAGUUCCGGUGUUGAACAAAGCUUUUCAAAGUCCCAAUGGGGCUUUGGCACACGCAGAAAUUCUGCUCUUCAUUCCACUGAGGAAUUUUCAGUCAAGGCUUUACUUGACCUUCCGGCUGUUGCGGCCUCGCAAAAAGACCGGCUGAUUCGGCUGGCUCGGCUGACCUGGGUGAGCUGCUUCGGCCAGUCAAGGUCAUCAACGGCUGAAAGGGUAGACAAAGGCAGCAAAAGAAAAACCGAAGACGACGAAGAAGCUAAGCCUGCAACGGAGGCUGCUUUUUUGCGCAAGCGCCGACGUGGUGAGGCGCUGGCUGCUGGGCGCAUGGAAGGCAACUCUGAGGUUGCUCUUGACCUGCACGAGCAAGUUUGGACACAAAAGCACCAGAAGGAACUGGAAUUUCAACAGAGGAAGAGGAAGAUGCGAAAGCUUCAAGCCUUCUCCGAGAAUUCUUUGCUGCAACGCGAAAUAGAGGAUGGUAUGCAGCAAGAAUCCGAAGCAUGUCACAAAAACAUGAUACAAAGGGAAACCGCCCGUCGAACCAAAGAAAGAAAGAUGCUUCGGGCAGAAAAAGGCUGCUCGCGAGCCGACUUAAAGGCUGCCUGGGCAGGAAAGAAAGUUUAUCUGGCUGUUCCGGCCAAUAUGCACUUAGUGCAGGGAAUAUCAGACAUGGGCCUUGCGGUCACGAACCAAGCGUCCGCAGCGACAGUUAUUGUUUGUUCCAAGCCCGGACAUAUGCAAGACCCGCGGCUUCGAUUGCUUGCUGGGCUGCAAGGUUCCUAUGAAGUCGCUCCUUCAUUUUUUCUGACUGGUCAGGGCGCGGUACUGAAGAGGCGGGCGGCUGCUGCGAUCAAGCGAGUGCUCAUUGUGUCCAAGGCAUGCGCCAAAAAAUGUCCUAAGUUCUGGAGAUUCCUGCGAAGCUGCCUGCCGGAAAAUCACAAGUGGACAAUGGCCAAAACGGCUUUGUCCGCCAUUCGAGCAGCACACGGACGCUUCCCGAAGAAAAACGUCUGGGUUGUCGUCCUUCCCGGCCAGCGAAAUCACCAGGACAUUCAAGGGCUCCCGAAUGUGUUCACGAUGCGGUCGUUGCCAAAGCGCAUCUGCAACAGCUUUGACCCCGGCCUCUCCAGAAGUGGCUCUGCGCUGACGUGCUUGGACAGCGCCUGGCUGGCCUUGAAACGCAUGAAAGUAAAAGCUCAGCUUUGCUUUAACAGUGACAGUGAUGCUAACUGCAAAAAGCUGCUGCAAAAGAUCCACAAGCCUGAGGCCUUUCACGACGACAUUGCAGCCAGGAAGCCGCAAAGUGAACAGUACGUGGACCUCUACGUAACAACACCGCCAUGUCAGCCGUUUUCCAUGGCUGGACAAAAGAAAGGCCUCAAAGACAAGAGGGGGCAACUGCUAAAAUUUAGCGUUGCUUUUGUCUCUCGCCAAAAGCCAAGAGUGGUGGUGCUUGAGAACGUGGCAAUGUUCGCAAGUAAAAAAUUCAAGCCAGUAACCCGAGGACUGCAGCGAGCGUUCAAGAAGCUUGGCUACGUUUGCUUCGCGCGAGUCUUGAACAGCGCAGACUUCAAGGUCUCGCAAGCCCGUCGUCGUUUCUUCUUAGUUGCGAUCCGGAAGGACAGCCUCCACCAUCCCUUUCACUGGCCGCAACCUGUGGGAAAAAGAAACUUGGAGGAUGACUUGGACCCAGCGAGGCCAAGCGACCGGCCCGGGCGGCUGCCGAAGACGAAAAGGGCUAGAGACCUUGCGUUGGCUGCUUACGGCCAAGUUUGGAAGAAACAAAAGCUAGAUCCCAGACAGGUCCCAGUUGCCGUGGACAUUGACUGCUCUCCCCGAUUUGCUUCCUACGGCGUGAACCAAUUGAAAACUUUGACAAAAUCAAGAGGCAGCUGUGGCGGCCACUGGCUGUCCAACCGAGGCCGCAAAAUGACGAUCAAUGAAUUGAUGCGAGUGACGGGUAUCAACCCCAUCGAACUCCGUGGCUACAAAGAAGAAGGCAUCAGCGAUGCUCAACUCGGCGGCAUGCUGGGUAACAGCAUCCCUGUGCCCCUCAUCUUAGGAGUGCUGACGCAGGCCAUGAAAGCAGGAGGCUUGUUGUUUGUGCCCAAAGGACAAAAGGAGACUUAG